Impatiens glandulifera is the source of this 798-nucleotide messenger RNA. RefSeq names its product ubiquitin-NEDD8-like protein RUB2. Bases 106 to 576 code for a protein of 156 amino acids. NCBI's taxonomy places the organism in Eukaryota, Viridiplantae, Streptophyta, Magnoliopsida, Ericales, Balsaminaceae. The record is from RefSeq and is a predicted model, not a curated record. The transcript has 3 exons. Gene Ontology annotation, molecular function: protein tag activity; ubiquitin protein ligase binding. Gene Ontology annotation, biological process: modification-dependent protein catabolic process; protein ubiquitination. Gene Ontology annotation, cellular component: cytoplasm; nucleus.
GUUGCGUGGGAACGCAGUUGAACUAUCGAAGUCAGGUUUAUUCCCUCUCUAUCUCUCCUUCCUUCUAGUUAGUAUUCUUCAGAUUUCUCUUUCUGGGCGGCAGACAUGCAGAUCUUUGUGAAAACCCUCACCGGAAAGACGAUCACUCUUGAAGUGGAGAGCAGCGAUACCAUUGAUAAUGUCAAGGCCAAGAUUCAGGACAAGGAAGGGAUCCCUCCGGAUCAACAAAGACUGAUUUUUGCUGGAAAACAACUCGAGGAUGGCCGAACACUUGCUGACUAUAACAUCCAGAAGGAAUCGACAUUGCAUUUGGUUUUGAGGUUGAGGGGUGGGACUAUGAUUAAGGUGAAGACACUAACUGGGAAAGAGAUAGAAAUUGAUAUUGAACCGACAGAUACUAUUGAUCGCAUCAAGGAAAGAAUCGAGGAGAAGGAAGGGAUUCCUCCUGUGCAGCAAAGGCUAAUCUAUGCUGGGAAGCAGCUUUCGGAUGACAAAACUGCCAAAGAUUAUAACAUUGAAGGUGGAUCUGUACUCCAUCUCGUGCUUGCCUUGAGAGGUGGUGGUGGUUAUUUUUGAAUGGAAGCAAAUCGAAAAAUUUCACAAGAACUUGAGCUGUUUGUUUAACUACACCACUUGGAGAACAACUGCAUUAAUUAAUGUAUAAACUUGGUUUGACCAAUUUGCCAGAAAUAUAGGACAAUGUUCAUCCAAUUUUCUCUUUUCCAUGACUUUGAUAAUUGCUUUGGAGCUUCUAGCUCUUUACUCUCAUAUGAUAUGAAGGUUCUAUUUCUUUGGUUA